Molecule: messenger RNA, 2166 nt
Organism: Radiomyces spectabilis
Lineage: Eukaryota; Fungi; Mucoromycota; Mucoromycetes; Mucorales; Radiomycetaceae
Product: Metallo-dependent phosphatase-like protein
Exons: 2
Coding region: 168-1682 (504 amino acids)
Cellular component (GO): nucleus; cytoplasm
Molecular function (GO): protein serine/threonine phosphatase activity
Source: RefSeq, a predicted model, not a curated record
UGCAGCAACUCUAAAGACGGGGCGGAUUUUCGCGGUUUUCUUGUUUUUCGGUUUCCCUUCCUUAUUUUUUUUUGUGCGCAUCUAUUUCCCAAAGGGAUAAGGUUUUUUUUUCAGCUUUUUUUAUUUUUACUUUUUUUCUUCUUUUUCUUUGUCUGCACUGUAAAAGUAUGGGUAAUACUGUCUCGAAAAAACAUGGACGUAAAGAUAAGAGAGCAAAGAGCAAGAGUAUGCCUCCACCCCCUCGUUUGGAAUUACCAGAGAAUGACAAGAGUACCAAUACGACCCAUUCCGUUAGCUCGAUUCUCAUGAACUCACAACAUCGUAAUUCGUUACCUGCCCGACCCACGACUCACGGUGAUUCGGCAUUAGCUCGGUUGAAUCCGGAUUACCCCGUCGGUAGUAAACCGUCGCCGCCGUCGGCGAGCGAUACAGACGAACAACAAGAUACCAUCCACGCCUCGGACCCGUUCCAAGGCAAAGUGGAAAAUUUGCAACAACAUAAAUUACUGGCCACUUCGGAUUUUUGGCCACCGCAAGGACAAGAUAAACAACUAUUGGAUGCCGACGCUAAUCAAUUAACGGUCGGGUCCAUGAACCAGUUGACGGUGAACUCGAUCAACAAUCAAUUGACUGUUAAUUCCAUGAACAGUAUAAAUACAACUACCAACAUUGACGAAUUUAUCCAUCGAUUACUGGAAGCAGGCUAUACUUCCAAGGUUUCCAAGCAACUGUGUCUCAAGAGUUCCGAAGUCAAUGCGAUCUGUCGUGCCGCCAUGGAGAUCUUUCUCAGUCAACCGUCCUUGCUAGAGCUUUCACCACCUGUCAAGAUUGUCGGUGAUACUCACGGACAAUACUCUGACCUGAUCCGACUUUUUGAGAUGGGCGGAUUUCCACCCAGCAGCAACUAUCUAUUUUUAGGAGAUUACGUCGAUCGCGGAAAACAGAGUCUAGAAACCAUGUUGCUUCUUUUGUGUUACAAGAUCAAAUAUCCCGAAAAUUUCUUUUUGUUGCGGGGCAAUCAUGAAAGUGCCAACGUGACCAAAGGUAAGUCCAUCCAUUCAACUUUUAUUAGCAUGAAUCCAGGUAAAAGUAAAAUGGCUCAUUGGAUCCCGGUUCAUGGUAUUGUAGUUUACGGUUUUUACGAUGAGUGCAAGCGACGGCUGAGUCCAAAGAUGUGGCGAACAUUUGUGGAUGUCUUCAACACGUUACCUAUUGCCGCGUUGGUCGCCGGCAAGAUCUUCUGCGUGCACGGUGGAUUGUCGCCGUCACUUCACAACAUGGACGAAAUUCGCAACAUUCAACGACCUACCGACGUUCCCGAUUACGGUUUGCUGAACGAUUUGCUGUGGUCGGAUCCUUCAGAAGUGACGGUGGAUUGGGAGGACAACGAACGUGGUGUAUCGUAUUGUUUCGGCAAAAAGGUGAUUAACGAGUUCUUGGCAAAGUUCGACUUGGAUCUAGUGUGUCGUGCGCACAUGGUUGUCGAAGAUGGGUACGAAUUCUUCAAUGAUCGUACGUUGGUCACUGUUUUCUCGGCUCCCAAUUACUGCGGUGAAUUUGACAAUUUUGGAGCCAUCAUGAGCGUGAGCGAAGAAUUACUUUGCAGUUUUGAACUUUUAACGCCGGCCGAUCAUCCGCUGGCUAAAGAGAAACUGAACAAGAACAACAAGCAAAAGAAAUAACUAGAAAAAGGGCGUGGUUUCUUGUUUAUCAGUUUUCUUUUUAUUGAUUUACUUGAUGUCCCCCGCUUGGUGACUCGCAACCCAACGAUCGAUAUUCCCAUCUGCACACGUAUCAAACACCCACCCAUCCUACACUCACACAACUCGAACACACGCAUGCAACGCACGCAACAAAUACUUACGCGCGCACAAAAAAAAACACAACACGAACAGGCACUGUCAUCUUCUGUUCACUUGUGAACGUUAUUUUGUUUCCUUUCUGCUCUCUGUUUCUUCCUUUUCUUAUUCUUCUUUUUGUUUGCUUAAUUGUAAUGUAUAAAGCGUUUUUUUUUUGUGCCGCCAAUGAACCUCCAAGCAAGAGUAACGGGAAACCCAAAAAAAAAUAGAAAAAGCGUAAUAUAACGAAUGCGGGGAUUGAAUUGUGUUUUGCUUUCGUCACCCUCGGCCCACCCUGGGGCUCCCUUUUUUUUUUCAACAGCAUACA